Messenger RNA from Carassius auratus (goldfish), 1113 nucleotides. RefSeq names its product CD209 antigen-like protein E. Bases 241 to 1035 code for a protein of 264 amino acids. The transcript has 6 exons. The record is from RefSeq and is a predicted model, not a curated record. Lineage: Eukaryota; Metazoa; Chordata; Actinopteri; Cypriniformes; Cyprinidae.
AGCCCAGUGAACUGUUGCAAGGAGCAGUUCAUACAAGUCCGAGCAGAAACACUCAGUUUGAACUUUCUCUUAAUUUCCUCCAGGGAAGCUCUCUUUUGAUUGCUCUCUUCCUCGUGGGCUGUUACUCUUUGGUGAUCUGGACAGGACUAGAAGAUAAAGACAUUACUCUUGUCAGACAGGAGCUCUGUUGUUAAAUAAAGAAGACGGUGGUUGACAAAUUUACUGAAUUUUUGUUUAAAGAUGGAAGAUAUUGAAAAUUACACCAGUUUACAAGAGUUCACGGAGGAUAUCUCUCAAAGUGGAAACAGACCUAUACUCACAGCGCAGGGCAAACAAGGUGUUCACAAAGGGGCGAUGUGUUUGAGGGCGCGCGGUUCUAUUGUUCUGCUCAUUGCUCUAUUGAUCUCAGUUUGUGUAAAUAUAGUACUGGGCGUCCUCUUGGCAAACAGUCGCAGAUCUUCUGUCGCUGUAAAGCCAGACAAGAAUGAUGAGUCUGAGGCUGCGUCUCUAACUCUCAAACUCACAGCCAUGCAGGAGCGUUUCUCCCGCCUUUGCUCUGAAUACACAACCCUUGGACAGACUUGUUCAAAACCAGUGAUCAAAUGUAGGCCAUGCCCAGAAGACUGGCUGCAUCUAGAAGGGAGAUGUUAUUUCUUUAGUGAUGAUAAACUUGACUGGCAGCACAGCAAAGAGAGCUGCGCGUCUAUGGGCAGCCAUCUGACUAUACUGCACAACCACCAACAACAUCACACACUUGAGAGUGUCGCACGCAACCGUGGUGGAUUCGAUUAUCAUUACUGGAUUGGUUUAUCAGACAUUGAGACUGAGGGAGUGUGGAAAUGGGUGGACAAUACGGUGGUUAAUACAACGUUCUGGAGUGAAUUGGAUAAAGAGCCCAAUAACCACCAGACAGGAGGGAUUCAUGGAGAAGACUGUGCAGUGCUCAACUCUCACGCUAAAACGUGGUUUGACGUGCCCUGUGAUUUCAGUUACAAACGAAUCUGUGAGAUGGAUCCUAUCACCAUUAACGUUUGAUCUGAAGAGAAAAUGCAUACAAAUUUCUUUCUUUUUUUUUAUUGCCUUCAUUCUUUUUAAUAAACAGGAAAAUGGAAA